Messenger RNA from Mauremys mutica (yellowpond turtle), 1534 nucleotides. Its product is annotated as zinc finger protein 418-like. The record is from RefSeq and is a predicted model, not a curated record. Gene Ontology annotation, biological process: negative regulation of transcription by RNA polymerase II. Lineage: Eukaryota; Metazoa; Chordata; Testudines; Geoemydidae. Gene Ontology annotation, molecular function: DNA-binding transcription repressor activity, RNA polymerase II-specific. The coding region runs from base 1 to 1206 and encodes 401 amino acids. The transcript has a single exon.
AUGGAAAAGAGAAAAAAUACAUACAUUUUUCCCACCAUCAGUGCAAGUGACUACUCACCCCUUUUAAAGCAUCAGAGAAUCCACACAGGGGAAAGGCCCUAUGAAUGCAGUGAGUGUGGGAAAACCUUCAAUGGACGCUCAAACCUUGUUAGUCAUCAGAGAAUCCACACAGGGGAAAGGCCCUAUGCAUGCAGUGAGUGUGGAAAAAAGUUCACUCACAGAUCAGGCCUUUUUCAACAUCAGAGAAUCCACACAGGGGAGAGGCCCUAUGAAUGCAGUGAGUGUGGGAAAACUUUCAGUCAAUGCACAAACUUUGUUAGUCAUCAGAGAACGCACACAAGAGAGAGGCCCUAUGAAUGCAGUGAGUGUGGGAAAACCUUCAGUCAACACACAAACCUUGUUAUUCAUCAGAGAACCCACUCAGGGGAGAGGCCCUAUGCAUGCAGUGAGUGUGGGAAAAAGUUCACUCACAGAUCAGGCCUUUCUCAGCAUCAGAGAAUCCACACAGGGGAGAGGCCCUAUGCAUGCAGUGAGUGUGGGAAAACCUUCAGUCAACACACAAACCUUGUUAGUCAUAAGAGAACCCACACAAGGGAGAGGCCCUAUGCAUGCAGUGAGUGUGGGAAAACCUUCAAUCGACGCUCAAACCUUGUUAGUCAUCAGAGAACCCAUACAGGGGAGAGGCCCUAUGAAUGCAGUGAGUGUGGGAAAACUUUCAAUGUACGCUCAAACCUUGUUAGUCAUCAGAGAAUCCACACAGGGGAGAGGCCCUAUGAAUGCAGUGAAUGUGGAAAAUACUUCACUAGCAGCUCAUCCCUUUCUGAACAUCAGAGAAUCCACAGAGAGGAGAGGCCCUAUGAAUGCAGUGAGUGUGGGAAAAACUUCACUUACAGAUCAGGCCUUGCUCAACAUCAGAGAAUCCACACAGGAGAGAGGCCCUAUGAAUGCAGUGAGUGUGGGAAAACCUUCAGUCAACGCUCAAACCUUGUUAGUCAUGAGCGAACCCACACAGGAGAGAGGCCCUAUGAAUGCAGUGAGUGUGGGGAAGGCUUCACUAACAGAGCAGCUCAUCUUAAUCAUCAGAGAAUCCACACAGAGGAGAGGCCCUAUGAAUGCACUGAGUGUGGGAAAACCUCCUCUUGCCACUCAGCCCAUGUUAGGCAUCAGAGAAUCUGCAAGGGAGAUCAACACCAUAAAAGCCUCUAGGUCUAUUAAGACUUCUUUUUUUCAUUAAUACUUUGGCUGAUUCUCACACAGUAACUCUUGAAGCUGUUUGAACUGUUUGCAGCACCGUUAUCCCUCAGCUUGUCCAGAUGAGUGGCCCAUUUUGGCCUUUUAUAGGUCGCCCUGUUUCAAGUUGGACCCAUUUGUCCUUUCUAUCAACUCCAUUGUCCCAUGAGUAAUUUGAGUGUGCCCUUCCUAUCGGGAACCAGGGAACAUCACAUUCAUACCAUUCCUCCUAUUGGAAAGUUAUUGUUAGAGUCACCAGUGAUACAGAUUUUAUCAUUACCAAUUGUUCUCACGUUGCUCUGGG